Molecule: messenger RNA, 1431 nt
Organism: Triticum turgidum subsp. durum (durum wheat)
Lineage: Eukaryota; Viridiplantae; Streptophyta; Magnoliopsida; Poales; Poaceae
Source: the annotation of a GenBank genome assembly
AUGGUGAAGGAGAGAUUGACCCUGACGCUGGAGAGGUACCACCGCUUCUUCGUCGACCCCUACGCCACCCGCCUCACCACCGUCCACCUCAACAACAUCAUCUACAUGCAUGGUUUCGCCAGGCUCCACGGCAAGAAGUCCCAGAUCAUGGACCACAUGGUGGGGCAGGUCGACCUGCAGCCGCCGCGCCGCUCAACGCUGCACGGUAGCGCCGCGCUCGCGCCGCCCUCCGCCGCGCGGAUCGCCGCCGCACAGGCCUCGGCCGACGUCGACGCCAUCGGCUGGGCGGAGUGCCCCAUCGGCUGCGUCACCGCCUUCUCCGCCUUCGCUGACCCGCCGGACCCGGUGGAGCCCAUGCCCCCGCCCGCCCACCACAUGCUCGCGCUGGCGAUGCCCCUGCGCCGCCCACGCUCCAAGAGGACGCGCACCUCCCCUUACCAGCUCCCUGCCGCGUCCAACACGGCCAAGGUGAAGGAGGAGGCGGUCAUGGAAGAGGAGGGUGAGGAUAUGUCGUUGGCGACGCCGUCGCCGCCGCGAUGGAUGCGCUCCCCUACCCCGCCACCUCCGCCGCCGUCGCCCACGCCGCGGCCACAGACCGUGGUGCCUCCGCCACUAUGGAUGCGCUCCCCUACUCCGCCACCUCCGCCCCCGUCGCCCUCUCCGCGGCCGCAGACCGUGGUGCCUCCGCCUUCGCCGCCGUGCAGGGGCCAGCCUGAGUUGGAGCCGACCCUCUCUCGUCCACCAGGCUUCGGCUCGCCGCCGGAACCAUGCAGGAGCCGGCCUACGCUGGAGCGGAUCCUCCCCACACCACCACCACCAGGCUUCGGCCCGCCGCCGGAACCAUGCAGGAGCGGGCCUACGCUGGAGCCGAUCCUCCCAACACCACCACCACCAGGCUUCGGCCCGCCGCCGGAACCAUGCAGGAGCGGGCCUACGCUGGAGCCGAUCCUCCCAACACCACCACCACCAGGCUUCGGCCCGCCGCCGCAACCAUGCUGGAGCCGGCCUACGUUGGCGCCGCCUCCUACCCCACCACCAGGCUUCGGUUCGCGCCAGGUGGCGCCGCCUCCUCCGCACCUGUCCUGGGGCUUGCCGUUGCGACCGCCGUCGGGCCCAGGAGCGCCUACGUUCACGCAGCAUCUUCAGCCUGCAGGUCCGGCACCACUCUGGCGCUCGCCGAUGUCGCCGUCUUAUCCGGCACCGUGCUGGGGCGCGCCUUCUGGGCCGCCGCCGGCGCAAGCGCCUUGGCGCUGGCCACAUCCACCGCCGCGCUGGGCACCACCUCAUAUGCUGCGCCCGCCGCCGCCACCCUGGGACUGCAUGAGGCCGUUUGCACCUCCUAUGCCGCCGCAACACCCGCCGCAUUUUGAGAUGCAGCAUACGCCACCGGCACCGGGGGCGUGCUCGGGCAGGCAGGUGAUUUACUUCUAG